AUGAACAGCAACAGCUCUCCGUCCAUUGGUUCUCCGCCAACAAUCUCAGGAACCAACAGCAUGAUGAACACGGUCGUCUCAAUAGGUACCCAGCAACUCGCCAAUUCAACGUUGACACCACCGCCGUCCGACUUUCCAGCCAACGGCGCAACUCUGUUUUCAUUCGAGGCGAUCACAUCAUUACUCUUCCACCAGCCCAUUACCCGGAUAGUCGUUGUCCUGACAGUACUACAGAGUCUGUUGGGAUUGGGAGGCAAGUUCCCGGAGCACUGCUCGGCACCAUCACACACACUUUACGGAGGCGAGUACCUGGAACUCUUUAUCUCGCCGUUUGUGGUGCCAUUAGCUCCGACACUGCUCAAGUCGGCCCACCAGACGCUUGGCAUUGCCGUCAUGUUGGCGAUCUCGAACCUGAUCAGUUUCGGGCUGUUCGAGGAGCGGUUGACGACUGUGUUUCGCGGGAAUAGGACUCGAAGGAGCAACACCAGCAUCAACCGCAACAGCACACGGAUCUUUCGCAACCUGGCCUUGGUCAUUGUUGUCCUCGUAAUGGGUCUACGUCAAUUUCUUGGAUUCCUCUUCAAUCGCGCCCUGGGGUGGGCAUUCCCUUCUCUGUUCUUCAGCGACUCUGUCAUCGAAUGCAACCUCGGCCUUGCACCAUUCCUCUUUGCUCUCUUGGUCAUCCAAGCCUUCUUGCCCGAUGACUCUGAUCCAAGGAUAUCUUCACCAUCGACAACAUCGACAUCGAUCUUUGCCUUCCGUCGGAUCUAUAUUCAGAUCAUCCUUUGUCUCUUCAACGUCAUCCCCAAGGCCAUUGUCUGGUGGGCAGGAUCGGGUCUUAUUGUUGGAUUCGUCGUCUCGCUCGGUGUUGCUUACCAACGCAGGAUGGGUCAAUGGGGCGGAAAAGUCAGGGUUACCAUGUAUGAGAAGCAUUCCCAGCACGAGGAUGCUCUUGUUGGGUUGGGUAUCAGCGACGACCAGGACAUUUCCAUGACUUCCAUGACCAACUACAGCAAGGCAACCAGCGACGAUUCAGACUCGGAUUCCGAUGGUCGUCUGUCUCUGGAGUCAACAGCAGCUUAUUCACCAGUAUUGCCAACAACGAACUUUUCGACAGCGCCUGGAUACAUGAAGGAGAGAACUAUGUCGUACAUCGUCAGGCGACUCGGAGGAUACGUUUUACCCAUGAUCGCGAUCCUCUUCUUCAUCUUAGUCGCUACCAGUCAACUUCACCACUACAAGCCUAACGUCUCGGACGACGUACUGAACAACGCGAUCGAGCCAACGACACCCUUCUUGCUGACCCUCGUGAUCAUGACGGCGCCCAGACGGGACGGUAUGGGAUUUAUCAAGCCGACUCUGUCAUCAUACCUCGCUGCCUUCCCUGACGUUGAUGAUCCAGCCCACCCUCUUUACUCUCGGAUCCAGAUCAUUGUCUACACUCACGUCACAAACCAUCCAAGAUUCGACGAGGCGGAGGAAUUCUUUGACACGGAUCCCAAGGCACGCAAGCACGUCAAAUGGAUCCGCGAGGAUGGAGCAGAAAAGAGCCAGCGCAAACAUCUCAUUAGCGCGAUUCGCAAGAUCGGAACCUCAGAGGAUUCGGUCUACCUGGGCAUCAUGGAGGACGAUUUCCCGUUCUGCGAGGGAGGCUUUCAAUCUAUGCUGAACACGAUCUACGAGGCUGACAGGCAGGUCAAGGAUCAUUGCGGCAUCUUUAUCACGACAGGAGGUAGUGGUCUGAUCUUCAAGCGAUCGGUCGCCUUGACGGCGUCAUUUGUUCUGGAGCAGGACGAGUUGGCGAAACAGCGCGGGAUGGCUGUUGCUGCACCGGAUCAGGCGCUUCAGAACUGUAUGUUGGGCAGGCACGAUUACUGCUCGGCCUGUGCGGGGACUAUGGUGAUCAGCAAGACGCUUCUCCAGGGACAUCUCGGAUUCAAUGCCUCAACAAGUGGAGGAGAUUAUAGUCCCAAGGAUUUUCAAUGUGGCUGGCGCCAUCCUUUCCAUGGUGAUCCGAAUACCCACGUCCUCUAA
Molecule: messenger RNA, 2034 nt
Organism: Linnemannia hyalina
Lineage: Eukaryota; Fungi; Mortierellomycota; Mortierellomycetes; Mortierellales; Mortierellaceae
Source: the annotation of a GenBank genome assembly